GGUGAGUGGUGAGCCACUUCUUAUGUCCUUCUCCUUCCAAAAUUCCCCAAACUCACUCCAACAACCGAAGAUCACUGAUUGUGAACAGCAAGAAGAACACCAGCAAUCUCACAUACCCAAAUUACCCUCAUCCUCAUUCCUAAUUCACCUAAAUGCCACGACUCGCCGGUCUGAUCUCCGACCGCCACUCGUCGGCUCCUCUAUCAGACUACUACUCCAAGUCUGAAAAGAACAAAAGACCCAUCUCUCUCCCUCCCCACCCUCGCUUUCCUCUACCAAUUAUCGUCUUUUCUACGCUCUGCUUCCUCAUCGGCGUCGCCGGAGUGAUUUUCUCUCUCUUUACUGUCCUUCGACACAAACCCAUCCCAAUCUUCCGCUGUGGCCGUACGGAAGACACUUUCCGAGCAUUCUACUCACUACCGAGCACUCGGCGUCUCCGUGGCGGCGACACUGGGACUGGUGGUGGUGUCGUUGAUCGGCCGAAGCUUCUUGGGUUCGUCGGAAUUCAGACUGGGUUUUCGUCUAAUGAUCGCCGAGCGGCGUUGAGGAGUACUUGGUUUCCCUCUGAUCCUGAGGGUCUUCUCGGGUUGGAGCAAGCUACAGGUUUAGCUUUUAGAUUUGUAAUUGGAAGAUCAAAAGAUGCAAAGAAGAUGGCAGAGCUUGAGAGGGAGAUUGAGAAGUACAAAGAUUUUAUGAUUAUAGACGUUGAGGAACAAUAUCUGAAGCUGCCAUACAAAACGUUGGCAUUUUUCAAAGCUGCCUUUGAGCUAUUUGAAGCAGAUUAUUAUGUUAAAGCUGAUGAUGACAUUUAUUUGCGCCCUGAUCGACUAGCAACUCUUCUGGCCAAGGAGAGAACCCAUUCACUGACUUACAUUGGAUGCAUGAAGAAAGGACCCGUGAUUACUGACCCCAAACUGAAAUGGUUUGAGAAAUCAGGACAUCUAAUUGGAAGUGAAUACUUCUUGCAUGCUUAUGGUCCUAUCUAUGUUCUUUCUGCAGAAGUUGUAGCAUCGUUGGCAAUUGCUAGAAAUAACAGUUUGAGAAUGUUUAGCAAUGAAGAUGUCACCAUUGGAUCAUGGAUGCUAGCUAUGAAUGUCCAUCAUGAGGAUAACCGAGCAAUAUGUGAUCCUCGAUGCACACCCACAUCUAUAGCAGUUUGGGACAUCCCAAAGUGUUCAGGUUUAUGCAACCCAGCUACUAAAAUGAAGGAGCUUCACAAGAUCAGUAUGUGUUCCAAAAGUCCGACAUUGCCCCCUGAUGAUCGGUAAUAUAUGUUGGCAUAAGUUGCUCUGCAUAUGUGCACUGAUUUUUUGGUAGACGGCUUGUUGGCGAAAGAGCAAUUGGGUUUUGAAGGGUACACGCAGAAGAGGUACCUUUUUUUUGAUGCAUCAAUUUGAAUUUGGCUGUACAGUGUUAGUAUUCCAGUUAAGCAUUGUUUGCUUGUAAGCCUUUUAGUCAGGAGACACUUCUUUUUACAGAAAAUAAAAAAAAAACAAAAUGAUGUCAUUGAAUUUGUAAAAUAUAGUAUAAUAAGAAUAUAUAGAAAAUACUCCACUGGUCCGUCGUCUGGAAAAGAAUGUCUGAGAACUUAACUAAUGGAAGAUCAGUUUUAUAGUACUGAUUAUUUAAGGAGAAAUGUAGAAGUUUUGUACAUAUGAGAUUACUCUAUGUUGUGGAUUUUAUCAUAAUAAACAUGUCUAUAUUUUU
Ilex paraguariensis (yerba mate) is the source of this 1707-nucleotide messenger RNA. The record is from the annotation of a GenBank genome assembly. Lineage: Eukaryota; Viridiplantae; Streptophyta; Magnoliopsida; Aquifoliales; Aquifoliaceae.